Molecule: messenger RNA, 1618 nt
Organism: Rosa chinensis
Lineage: Eukaryota; Viridiplantae; Streptophyta; Magnoliopsida; Rosales; Rosaceae
Exons: 2
Coding region: 478-1446 (322 amino acids)
Source: RefSeq, a predicted model, not a curated record
UCUUGCUGUAUAAGUAUCACACUUCUCUGCUAAUCAGCUAGUCCCUCUCUUCUCGCUCUCUCUCUCAAAUCUCAAACAGAAGCACAUACUCAUAGUGAUUGACAGUGUUUCCUUUUUUGGGUCUUCAGGCUUCUUUGUGUAAUUUUCCAAUUCUAUAAAUCUCCCUCUUUUUUUUAUCUUUUUUUUUUUUUAAUCUUCCAUCCCAUUAAACAAUGAAAAUGGCAUAUUACCAUUCAUCCUUUCCCCUCUGUAGGAAACACCCAUCAUUGCUCCCAACAAUCGUUUUCAACCUUAGAAACCUGAGCUUCUAAGAUAUUCCCUCCUUCCCAUUCUUCCAUUCCUUCCAUUCUUUCUUUCUUUCUUCUUCUUCCUUCUCCUCUCUCAAGUCUCACCAUUUAAAUAUCACCCUCUUCUUCCUUUUUUAUCCCACUCUCACUUUCUCCCCCACCCACCAAAAACACCAUCGCAACAAAAAAAAUGGAUCCUUCUUCCACCAACUCUGUCAAUGGCUUCUAUUCCUUUCUGACUCGCGGGAUCGACGAUCUCGAAAGGGUCUAUCUCUCCAACAACUUCAUGUCAAUCCAAUUCCUCCAAAGGGCUCUCUCGCUUCUUCGAUCCUUCCACUCCCAGCUGACUCUGCUUGUCCAAAAGCUUCAUUUACCUGUCGGGGACAAGUGGCUUGAUGAGUACAUGGACGAAAGCUCCAAGCUUUGGGAAGCCUCUCAUGUCCUCAAGUCCGCAAUCUCUUCCAUGGAGAACUACUACACCUCCGGUUGCAACAUCACCUCCACGCUCGACUCUCACCGCAAUCUAACCCCGCAGCUCUCCCGCCAGGUUGUGCGCGCCAUCUCGGGCUGUCGGCGCGAGGCUUUCGGAUUGGAAGAAGAAAACAGAGCGAUGAUGGAGACCCGAAUCGAGCCUCUGUCGCUCCGUUUCGACGAGAGAGUCUCCAUCGAAUCGAAGCUCAACGGGUUCAAUGGUUUCCGGGGAGUGCUGUACGCAAUGAGAAACGUGAGCACUCUGCUGCUGAUGAUCUUGCUGUACGGACUGGUGUUCUGCUGGCCGGAAUCGAGCUUCUGCAGAGGAGGGUACGAGGGGUGUUUGAUCUUCGGAUCACCGUUCAUGAUAUCGACGGCGAGAUUGCAGCAGAGGGUGGCGGCGGAGAUCGGGCAGAACAGCGAGAGGCCGGGGAUACUGAUGGACGAGUUCCGGCGGUCGAAGAUGGCGAUGGAGGAGCUGAGAGGGGAGAUGGAGAGGAAGGGGACGGCGGCGAUGAUCAUGGAUUGGGAGAGUGAAAGUGGGAUUAGGGAGAGAGUGGACAAGUUGAGAGGGUGUUUUGGGGUGCUGAGAUCUGGUGCCGAGAAUAUCAGUAGCCAACUUGAUGAUUUCUUGGAUGAAAUUGUGGAAGGGAGGAAGAAGCUUUUGGACUUUUGCAGUCAUAGGUAGAAGUGAAGUGAAGUGAAGUGAAGUGAGAGGUUAGAAACUUUGUCAAGAAAUGAAGAAGAAAAAAAUUACAGGGUAGAGUGAGAGAGGUAAUUUAGUAGUUGGGUUUUGUUGUACCUUUUUAACCCUUUUUACCUUCUGUUUGUAUUGAAAUGUUCUUUCUCUAUUUUUUUUU